Chaetura pelagica (chimney swift) is the source of this 2300-nucleotide messenger RNA. RefSeq names its product coiled-coil domain containing 93 (gene CCDC93). Bases 1 to 1881 code for a protein of 626 amino acids. The transcript is spliced from 23 exons. The record is from RefSeq and is a predicted model, not a curated record. Gene Ontology annotation, biological process: Golgi to plasma membrane transport. Lineage: Eukaryota; Metazoa; Chordata; Aves; Apodiformes; Apodidae.
AUGUUUUUUGGGGAAGAGGAAGGUGGGGAGGGUUUGCGGGCCGGUGGCUGCAGCCUCUCUGAGGAGGAGACGUCGAGCCUUGUUGAAACAAGAGAAGAUGAGGAACAGAACAUCAAGCUGUCUGAAAUUUUGGAACUGUUGGUGGCUGCUGGGUAUUUUCGAGCAAGAAUCAAGGGGCUAUCACCCUUUGACAAGGUGGUAGGCGGCAUGACAUGGUGUAUCACUACUUGCAGCUUUGAUAUCGAUGUUGAUUUAUUGUUUCAGGAAAACUCUACUAUUGGUCAAAAAAUUGCCUUAACUGAAAAGAUUGUGUCAGUAUUACCAAAAAUGAAGUGUCCUCACCGUUUGGAACCACAUCAGAUCCAGGGACUGGAUUUCAUUCAUAUAUUUCCUGUUAUACAGUGGCUGGUAAAACGUGCAAUAGAAACAAGGGAAGAGAUGGGAGAUUAUAUCCGUUCUUACUCUAUAUCACAAUUUCAAAAGACUCAUAGACUGCCAGAGGAUGAUGAAUUUAUGCAAAGAAAAGAGAAGGCUAUCAAAACUGUCACUGAUAUCUUUGAAGUUUACAAACCCCAGAGAAAAUACAAACGUCAGAAAGGAGCUGAAGAACUGUUAGAUGAAGAAUCAAAGGUUCAUGCUACACUUCUGGAAUACGGCAGGAGAUACGGAUUUAGCAGACAAGCAGGGAAAGCAGAACAGGCUGAAGAAAAAAAACUUGCACUACCUCCAGGGCUUGCAGGAAAAGCUGAGCCUUGUGAUGAAGAUGAUCUUCAGGCUGCUGAAGAGCUCCGCAUUAAAACUCUGAUGACUGGAAUGGCUGCAAUGGCAACAGAAGAGGGCAAGUUGACAGCAAGCACAGUUGGCCAGAUUGUUGGACUCCAGUCAGAUGAGAUCAAACAAAUAGUGUCAGAAUAUGCUGAAAAGCAAUCUGAGCUUUCUGCUGAGGAGCGACCAGAAAGGCUUGGAGCUGCCCAGCAACACAGAAGGAAGGUGGCAUCUCUGAAUAAGCAGAUUUUGCAUAAAACCAAACUCCUCGAAGAGUUGCAAGCUAAAUGUGCUGACCUGCAGGCAAAAUGUACUGAAGCCAAAAAGACACUGAGUGAGGUAAAGAGUUACAGUGAGAAGCUGGACAAGGAAUUGGCAGCCUUAGAAACAAUAGAAUCCCAAGCAGAUUCUAGCAUAUUACAGAGUCUGCGAGCACUGGUGGCCAUGAAUGAGAACCUAAAAAGCCAGGAGCAAGAAUUCAAAGCACAUUGUAGGGAGGAAAUGGAGAGACUUCAACAAAAUAUUGAGAAUUUGAAAGCUGAGACAGUGGAAAAUGGGGAGGAACAGGAGCCAAAUAAGAUUAUAGAACAGCAGUAUAAAGCUGAGAAGGAUAAACUUCAAAAGAUCCGGCUGUUACUGGCACGAAGAAACAGAGAAAUAGCGAUUUUACAACGCAAGAUUGAUGAAGUACCCAGCCGAGCUGAGCUAACACAGUAUCAGAAGAGAUUUAUUGAACUUUACAUCUCAGCAACUCACAAAGAAACGAAGCAGUUCUUUACUCUUUAUAAUACACUGGAUGAUAAAAAAGUAUAUUUGGAAAAGGAGGUUAACUUACUGAAUUCUAUUCAUGACAACUUUCAUCAAGCAAUGGCAUCUUCUGGUUCUCGUGAGCAGUUCUUACGGCAGAUGGAGCAAAUUGUAGAAGGCAUCAAACAGAAUCGAAUGAAGAUGGAAAAGAAGAAGCAAGAAAACAAAAUGCGAAGAGACCAAUUGAAUGACGAAUACUUAGAGCUUCUAGAGAAACAGAGGCUUUACUUUAAAACAGUGAAAGAAUUUAAAGAGGAAUGUCGUAAGAAUGAAAUGCUGCUGUCCAAGCUGAAAGCUAGUUCUUCCUGAAGAAUUCCAGCUGGUGAAGUUUAUAGAUGAUUGUUCAGUCCAUUGAAUCUCUUCUGUGAGGUGACAGUUAUAACUGCAAUGUAGAUAUAUAUAUAUAUAAAAUAUAUACACACAGCUGUGAAAGUCUGGGGUUUUUUCCAGUAUGUAUUCAGUUUUACAUUCCUUCAUCCCAUGGCUGUAUCAUUCAUUAUUGCCUCCACUACACAGUAAAGAGUUAACACAGUACAGCAAAAUAGAAAUAUUGUCUAAUUUUAUUUAUUUGGGUUUGUUUUUUUCCUACAUGACAAUGUUUUUUUUAUUUUUAUUUGGGCUUUAACUUUGGAUUAGGUCAAGAUUCUGGAAUAAGAGAGGUGUACUGUGUAGUAUGUCCAGUACCACAAGAUGAGCACUGCAGAAUGCAGUGGUUUGUUAAUUUUGGC